Prorocentrum cordatum is the source of this 957-nucleotide messenger RNA. The record is from the annotation of a GenBank genome assembly. NCBI's taxonomy places the organism in Eukaryota, Dinophyceae, Prorocentrales, Prorocentraceae.
AUGAGGCUGAAUGGCGUGCGGGUGCUGAAGCGUCAGGCGCCCGGCUGCGCCUCGUGCUGGGAGGGCCUCCGCUCGUGGCCGUCGGGCCCGCCGCGGAGCUCUCCCGCGGCGCUGCCGGCGGGCUCCGUCGUGGGCCGGCGGGCGCCGCCGGCGCGCGGGGCGUUCCAGGCGCUGCGCCCGCUGGGCCCGAGCGCGGGCCUCUGCAUCGUCGGCGCCAGGGAUCUGCCCCCCGGGGGCGCGGGCGCCGAGGUCUUCUGCAGGUGCAGGAUCCGGGGUCAGAAGGUCGACGCCGCCGAGACCGCCCGGAGGCGAGACCCGUGCCCAGUGUGGGAGUCCGGCCACGGGCUGUGCUUCGACGCCGUCAGGGGGCGCAAGCUCGACUUCGAGGUGUACAGCUCGCAGGCCCAUCCCAGGGACGGAAAGGUCAGCUUCCUCGGAAAGGCCACGCUGUCGGUUGGGCAGGAUUGGCUCGGCACUGCGGAGAGCUUCGAGGUCGAUCUGCCACUGAGCCGCUACCUCUGCGGCGCCGGCUCGCUGAAGGUGAGGCUGUUCGGCGUGAGGCCCGUGGGCGUCGACGCGAUCCGGGAGACGGUGAAGGCGACCACGUUCGAGGACCUGGACGCCAACGGCGACGGGAGGAUCACCCGGGAGGAAUUCGCGGACGCGUACCAGAAGGGCAGGGUGAAGUUCGGCAAGGACGGCAACCUCGUGUCGCCGGCUGGCUCGCCACGCUCGCCGCAGCCGUUCCCCGGGGAUGCCGCCGGCUCCGUCUACGGGGGGGGGUCCCUCUACGGGGGCUCCACGACUGCGUCGACGGUGGCCUCCUUCCCGCCCAGGCUGGCUGGGCUGGAGCGUGGCGGGGCAGCUCCGCUCGGCGGCCCGGCGGAUCCGGCUCGCCAGAGGAGCGGCAGCCCGCUGCAGCGGAGGCCCCCGCCGCUGCUGCUGGCCACGCCUUGA